Molecule: messenger RNA, 2734 nt
Organism: Anolis sagrei ordinatus
Lineage: Eukaryota; Metazoa; Chordata; Lepidosauria; Squamata; Anolidae
Source: RefSeq, a predicted model, not a curated record
CUCUUUGCCUGCCUCCCUUCCCUGCUGUUUGGCUUGCUUCCCUUUGGAGAGCGCCACCUGUUGGAUCCGAGCGGGAGGCGCAGCGGUCCCUGGGGAGGGGAACAGGAUGCGAUGGCGAGUGAGCCCCCCAGCGCCCGGUCCGUGGCCCCCCCGGCGGGCCCCCCUCCUCCCCCCCGCCUGACCCGGCUGACCUCCGGACCCUGGAAGCGCCCCGCAGGAGGGGGGGCCGCCCCACACCCCUCCCCCUGCGCCCCCUCCCCCUCCACGGGCCCCCGCUUCUGGGAGGGGCAGGACGUGCUGGCCAGGUGGACCGACGGGCUGCUCUACCUGGGCACCAUCAAGAAGGUGGACCCCUUGCGCCAGGUCUGCCUGGUCCAGUUUGAGGACGACUCCCAGUUCCUGGUGCUCUGGAAGGACAUCAGCCCAGCGGCCCUUCCUGGGGAGGAGGCCUCCUGCUGCGUCUGCCACUCCGAGGCCACCGGGCCCGAAAACCGGCUGGUCAGGUGCGCCAAAUGCAGCCACGCCUUCCACCAGGAGUGCCACUUGCCCCGGGUGCUGAGCGAGGGCCCAUGGAUGUGCCGCCAGUGCGUCUUCGCUGUGGCCACCAAGCGUGGGGGUGCGCUGAAGAAGGGCCCCUACGCCAAGGCCAUGCUGGGCAUGAAGCUGGUGCUCCCUUACCAGCUGAAGGCCCUGGACUGGGACCCUGACCACCUCACCAACCGGCAGCAGUGCUACUGCUAUUGCGGGGGGCCCGGAGAGUGGAACCUGAAGAUGCUGCAGUGCUCCCAGUGCUCCCAGUGGUUCCACGAAGCCUGCACCCAGUGCCUGAGCAAGCCCCUCCUCUAUGGGGACCGGUUCUACGUCUUUGAGUGCUGCGUCUGCCGGGGGGGCCCUGAGAGUGUCCUGCGGCUGCCCCUCCGAUGGGUGGAUGUAGCACACCUGAUCCUGUACCACCUGAGCAUCUGCUGCAAGAAGAAGUACUUUGACUUUGAGCGGGAGAUCCUGCCCUUCGCCAGCGAGAACUGGGACAGCCUCCUCCUCGGAGAGCUCUCAGACACCCCAAAAGGGGAGCGCUACAGCCAGCUCCUGAACGCUCUGACCGGGCACAAGGACAGAUUCAUUUCUGGGAAGGAGAUCAAGAAGCGCAAAGGGCUCUUUGGGCUGCACUCGAGGGUCCCCCCACCGGCCCCCCAUGUCACGGACGGAGGGCUACCCCUCAUUUCAGAGGACAGGUUCCUUUCAGGGCAGGGCAGGCGGGGGAAGGGGCCGCAGAGGGGCCUCCGGGGGGCACAGAGGCAGCAGCAGCAGCAAAGCAGGCGGAGGAGCAGCAGGCAGCGGCACAAGGACAAGGACAAGGAGAGCAGCAGCAGCAUCCAGGAGAAGGGGCCGCCACAAGAAGCCCCUGCCCAGGAGGUGGCCCCGACCCCGGCCAGCACUAGCCAGGGCCACAGCGGCGGCGGUAAUGGGGGCAACGAGGGCGGCCCCUCCAGCACCUACAACUUCCGCCGCACGGAUGCCCGCUGCCAGGACAGCGCCUCAAUCCGGAUGUUCGCCUCCUUCCAUCCCUCGGCCAACACUGCAGGGACCUUGAGCACAAACAGCAAUGGUGGUAGCAGCAGCAGCAGUGGUAUCUCCUUGGAUCCUUCUGAUGCAGCAACACUUGCGCCCGGCUCUUCCUCUUCCUCAGCGGCCCCCGAGAGCCCUCCUGAGCGGCGUCCCCCCAGCGCCUUCCCUCCCCCGCGCACAACCCCCAAGCGACACCCCCCUCAGCCCCCGCCCCCUCUUCCACCACCACCGGCACCCCCUCCCUCUUCUUCUUCAUCUUCCUCCUCUGCGGCCCCGUCUUCCUCUUCAUCCUCCUCUACCAGCAGCUACUUCGGGGCCAUGGGGCGCCUGGCACGCGGGGAGGCCGUGCGCAUCCUGGCCCGGAGGGUGACCACUGAGGGCACCGUCCAGUAUUUGGUGGAGUGGGACGGAGGGGGCAUGUUCUAGACCCUCGGCUUUGAGGGGGGAAGGAGGAUGAAGACGGAGAGAUAGGGGUGUUGUCUGCAGUUCUGACUGCAUUCCGGAACGAAGGAAGCGCCAGCCAUCCCUUGGAGUUCCCACUGCAUUCCAGAACGAAAUGGGAGAGGAAAUACCAUUGCUCGCAGGGCUGACUGCGCUCCAGAACGAAAUGGAAGAGGAGGAAGAGGAGGAGGAGGAAGCGCUCCUGGAGACAGAAUGGACUCCCGGCCGGAACGCGGGGAGACAGAGGAGAGGGCGGGGAAACCCGUGCACGGAGCAUCAUAGGAAAUGACUCUGGACACGGGCACCACCUUGAGAAGGCCACGGACUAUGAGCCGCUUCCUUUCCUCUCACGAGGAAAAAGGAAAAGAAUCCGAGGUGUGGAGCUUCCUAGCAGGGGAGGAAGAAGAGGAGGAGACGAGGAAGAGGAGGAGAAGCCCCCUUUUCACCAGCGACACUUUGUUUUGCCCCGUCCAGACUUUCGGGGGGGAAUCUUUGCACAAGAGUUUUGAUUUAGGUUUAUUUUCUAAAGGUUCAUUAGGUUAUAUUUAAGAGGCGGGGGGGGGGGGGGGGGGGAAGGGGGUCCCGCCCCUCCUCCUCCUCCCUCGCCCCCAUUUAGCCUGCAUCCGCAUUUCGUAGCUGCUGCCUUUGCACCGCCGUUGCUGCUGCUGCUGCUGGACUGACUCUGUACAAAAACUGCAAAUAAAAAGAGCUUAAAAAUAGAAAGUAA